GUCUUGCCUUUUAAAUAUACUUGUCCUGCUAAUGCUAGUCCAAUUGAUUCCUGCCCAUCCCUAUGGCUAUAAAAUGAUAAUUCCCACACUGUCCAGUCCUUUGGAAGAGGCCACAUCGCCGCAUCAUAAAUUAAUAUUGCAAUCACCGGCUCUGGAUCAUAAUAUCUAUAUGGAUUAUGUAGUCACAUCAAAACCAUUGCAUCUACGCAAAUACAACAAAAACGGCAGUAAGACUAAGAAAACGAAAAAGGAUUCGAAAAUCUAUUAUAUACCUAUACCACCACUGCCUUUUCGUCAUAUACCCGGCAUCGGUUUGGACUAUCAGCCCAUGAAGAUUAAACCCUUGUUAACACAGGAGGCAACCAGCACAACCACAACUCCAGCACCACCAACACGACCUCAUCUGCCAGACCAUGCUGUCCAGAAUUUGGAGAGUAAACUGUUUCGAGUCCAACAUAUUAAGGAUUACUACUUCAAUGGCCAUCCAUAUCGAUUGCAGGUGGCCCAUGCCAAUCGUCACACUGCACUGACACCUCUAAAUCUAAAGUCAAAUUUCUAUUAUAAUAAAAAUAUUAUUCAUUAA
Messenger RNA from Drosophila willistoni, 583 nucleotides. RefSeq lists its product as uncharacterized. NCBI's taxonomy places the organism in Eukaryota, Metazoa, Arthropoda, Insecta, Diptera, Drosophilidae. The transcript has a single exon. The coding region runs from base 32 to 583 and encodes 183 amino acids. The record is from RefSeq and is a predicted model, not a curated record.